AUGGAAACACCACCCACUCUAAAAAAUCCAUACGUCCGCCUCCAUCGGGACCCUUCCUUAGACAAAUUUCCCCUUCCUCCUCCUCCCACCCCUAUCAAUUUAAUCCCAAAAUACUGCUUCAUUUGCGGGGGACACUCUUCUUUUUUCGACGCCGGCGACAUCCUCCUGAGCAGUGGCGACCUUGAACGAGUCUCUUAUUUUAAACGCGUCCUCAUCUCCUCGCGACCUUUUCGGGCCACCUUGUCCCCCAGAAAGUACAACAAUUUCAUGUCAAACACGUCCACGUGCGAGGAUUGUUUCGCCCUCGUUCGCGACAUUUGGAGGAUGCACAGACGAAUUAUUUCUGCACAGAAGGAGCUCCACGGUUUAGUGGAGAAAGGCCGGGGUAGAUUUAUCCAGGCUGAGAAGAAAGUGAAGAGGAAAUUUGGCCGGAUUGAAUCGUUCCACUCACCAAACUCCAGCCCCAAUAAUUCCGAAGAAGAAGGCAUAAAAUCGGAAAUAUUUUAUGACCAAGAAGAAGACAAUGAUUUCGAGUGUGUCCUAUUUCCCAAAGAAAAUUCGCAAGAAAGUUCGCAAGAACCCGACGGAACAAUCCAGCCUCAAAUUUGUGAAACAAUUCGGGACGAUAAUUAUUCACCAAGUGCAUCAUCAUCCAGUGACGAAGAACAAGAAGAUUCGCAAUCGCUCAAUAAUUCCAGUGAUGACGACGACGAAGGUUCCCAUUUCACUUCCUGCUCCGAUGAAGAAUACGAAGGUGGCACAACAAGGGCAAAAAAUCCGCGAAAAAAAAGUUUGCACAAAAGAAAACGUUCCCGUGGGAAAUAUCUGUAUUCAUCCUGCGGAAAAGAGCUGCAAAGUCGGAAAGCCCUGGUCGCCCAUGAGCUCAGAGCUUGCCACGUGCCCGUCGAAGAGAUCGGAGGACUCGGGGACUUCAAACUGCACGAGUGCGCCACCUGCGGAGACAAGUUCCUCGACCAGAAAGACUUGACGAGGUUCCCCUCCGCCCCCAAACUGGCCGCCCAUUUGAAAAACGAACACACCGGGGGAAACAAAGCCGUCGAAAAAUUCGCCAUCUGCGAAAUCUGCGGCGCUUCCAUAUCCGCCAAACGCGCCUCCAACAUGCGCGAGCACGUGAGUCGCGUCCACUUAAAAGUGGCACGAUCAACUUGUGACAAAUGCGGGAAAGGAUUUUUCAAUAAGCGCGAAUUAGCGAGUCAUUUGAAAGUUGGGUGCGACAAGAAAGGCACCCGAAAGCGGAAAAGAAAGCGACCACUCCCCCGAGUAGAAGAUGAUGGGGUGGAAAUGAAUGCAGAAUAA
Molecule: messenger RNA, 1317 nt
Organism: Folsomia candida
Lineage: Eukaryota; Metazoa; Arthropoda; Collembola; Entomobryomorpha; Isotomidae
Product: GDNF-inducible zinc finger protein 1
Exons: 4
Coding region: 1-1317 (438 amino acids)
Biological process (GO): regulation of transcription by RNA polymerase II
Cellular component (GO): chromosome
Molecular function (GO): chromatin insulator sequence binding
Source: RefSeq, a predicted model, not a curated record